This is a messenger RNA of Encephalitozoon hellem ATCC 50504, 591 nucleotides long. RefSeq lists its product as uncharacterized. The transcript has a single exon. The record is from RefSeq and is a predicted model, not a curated record. Lineage: Eukaryota; Fungi; Microsporidia; Unikaryonidae. The coding region runs from base 1 to 591 and encodes 196 amino acids.
AUGGAAUGUCCUUCAUUUUACUUUGCUCUUGGAUCUCUAUUUAUGCUUGGCAUUUCACAUUCGAGCAGCCAUCUACCGCUCCGCAUAGUCUCGUCCACAUCUCUCCUAGUAUUUGUAUACUCGAGAGAAAGGGCUCGGGGCAUUGGCCCUAACAUGAAGAUCGUCAGGCACAACGACUUUGCCGUUCUCUUUGGCUUCCUGCUUUUUGAAAGCCUUUUUGUGCCGAAGUCUACAGGGCAUUUUGUCUUCCGAGUCUUCAGAGCUGCAGCAGCCUGUGGACUGAUUUUUUCCACUGUGCUUUUCUUUAUCACCCUAAGAUAUAUGGCAGACAGCAAGGCCGGGGGGAGAAGAAUACAAAGGAAUGGACCGUAUAGAUAUAUCAGACACCCGUUGUAUUCCUCACUAAUACUUUACUGGGGGUCCUGCACUGUCUAUCUUUCUUGCUUUGUCUCUCUUGCUAUAUUUCUUUGGUUUGUAAGCAAUAGAACCAUCCCAAGGAUAAAGGAGCACGAGAGGGAGAUGGCCUCUAUCUCAUCAGAGUACACAGAGUAUAAGAGGAUGGUGUGGUCUGGAAUUCCAAUGUACAAGUAG